Halteromyces radiatus is the source of this 1238-nucleotide messenger RNA. RefSeq names its product magnesium transporter. Bases 124 to 1158 code for a protein of 344 amino acids. Gene Ontology annotation, biological process: magnesium ion transport. Lineage: Eukaryota; Fungi; Mucoromycota; Mucoromycetes; Mucorales; Cunninghamellaceae. Gene Ontology annotation, molecular function: magnesium ion transmembrane transporter activity. The transcript has 5 exons. The record is from RefSeq and is a predicted model, not a curated record. Gene Ontology annotation, cellular component: membrane.
CUUAUAUAUUUACAGACUAUAUAUAAAUAUAAUAUAAUAUACCAUUAAAAGUUCAUAUUUCAUCAUAGAGUCAUUCAUCCACGUUAUUAUAACUCUCCUUCAUCCCACUAAUAUAAAAACCAAAUGGAUGGCAAGUUCAUUGGGUUAAUACUUGCUAUAUGUUCUAGUAUCUUGAUUGGGAUAUCGUUCGUCAUUACCAAAAAAGGAUUACAGCGUUGUUCAUCAGAGCAUGGUUGUGCUUCCGAUUCACAUCGUUACCUAAGAAAUCCUAUUUGGUGGAUAGGCUUAUUCACUAUGGUGUGUGGAGAAUUGCUUAACUUUGUCGGUUAUACAUUUGCACCUGCCAUUCUCAUUACACCAUUAGGUGCUUUGAGUGUAAUUAUUGGUGCACUCUUAGCAUCAAUCUUUUUAAAAGAACGUCUUGGUUCAACAGGUAUUAUUGGUUGUUUACUCUCCUUAAUUGGCGCUGUCAUUAUUGUACUUCAUUCACCUGAAGAUCCCAGUGUACAAAGUGUUGAAGAGUUAGUCUCCUAUAUGUUACAACCUGGUUUUAUUGUUUAUUUUAUCAUUGUUAUUCUGGUGACCAUCGUUUUGAUUUGGAAAGCAGUACCAAGAUGGGGUAAGACACGACCGAUUGUAUAUGUGACCAUAUGUUCCUUGGUUGGUUCUUUGUCUAUUAUGGCUAUCAAGGCAUUCGGUAUUGCUGUUCGACUUACUAUUGCUGGCAACAAUCAAUUCACUCAAAUCUCUACCUAUGUUUUUGGUUUUAUGUGUGUGGUAUUUAUUUUAACUCAAAUGAAUUAUUUUAAUAAGGCUUUAGAUACUUUUUCUACCAAUGUUGUCAAUCCCAUUUAUUUUGUCUUUUUUACUACAGCAACUAUUGUGGCAUCAGCUAUUAUGUAUAGUGGUUGGCAUACUUCAGAUGCUAUCAAUACUGUUACAUUGAUUUGUGGUUUUUUAAUUAUUUUUUCUGGUGUUUAUUUACUCAACUCGAUUGCUAGGAAAACAGCUCAUUUAUCCAUUUCUCCUCCUUCGAAUACUGUGUUUACUACCAAUAUGAUUCAUCAUUGUUCAUCAUCACUGGAUGAAGAAAAGGCUAUGGAAAGUAUUGAUUUACAAUAUCAACAACGACGAAAACGUGCUGUUUCUUUACCUUGAAAUUUUCAAUAGAUUUUUUGUUUAUUAUUUAUCAAUAAAGUUUGUCUCUUGUAUAUUAUUAUCAUUGUCUUUUUCUGUCA